AUGCCGCACGAGGUGCAAAACGACGACCUGCUGCAGGACGAUCGCAGUGACACGUCGCAUGCUGAAGGUCGGCAAGGCCAAGAUGACAGCCUUCCGAGCCAGCGGGAAACAUCUAAUGCAGCGGACGCAUCUCUGCAGGCCCGACAGAGAAGGAGAAUCGCACAACUGGAGGAGAAACUGGGGUCCCUCGAGGCGGGCCGUGCAGCUAAACAAAGGCAGACAAACUAUUAUAUAGCUCAAGGAAGGGCGGUGAGGCGUGUGGUUGCUUUGUUCGAUAACAUCGAGGACCUUGUGGUCGAAAAUGACCGAAGGUGCGACGCUGAUGAGGAUGCAGAAACUACCAUCGAGUAUGUUCUUCGCACCGGUCAAGAUCGGCUGCAGGUAGGCUAUGUCAUCUUCACGCAGAACUUGCGGUGGUUUCAUAAGGAGGCUACGGACAUGGAGAAUCACGACUACGUACAAAUGUUGAAAAUGCUUCGACAGGGCGCUGAGAGCGCUCGAGGAGACGAUACCUCCAAGUUGAAGGGUCUCGUUUCCGAAUGGGUCAAUCGCGAAUUUAAGCCCGAUCCACCAGUCGACGCAGAUGAUAAAAAUUUGCGUGGUUUCGCCAAUGAUGCUUGCGGCCGGCUGCUCUGCCCGGCUGAGCUAGAUUGGAACAACCCAGCAGUAAAGUCGGGGAUUCGAAAUCGUUCGGAUGGCCAUAUCGUCACGGAUCUAUCUUUUCCAGCAUUCCUGUACGAAAGGUAUACCGCCGAUCCAAAUGAUUUGGAGGAGGGCCUCUUCAAGGGCAAGAUUCUUCUUCAGGGCUAUAAAGCCGUGUUUACAUCGCCCUCCUCAGCCAAAGAUACUGAAGGUGACGGUGAUGGUGCUGAUGUUAUUCAGAACAACCGACAUGCUAGAAGGUCUUCCUCUGGACUCAAGGUUAAGAAGCAUAUCCGUUUCGCACUUUCUUCCGUUACCUCCUGGCGUUCCUUCGACGGUGACUUUGAUUAUGUCCAAUUCUGGCGCACCAUUGUAGACUUCUUCGAAAGGCCCCCCGGUCGAGAUGCUCGGCGCCGAGUCGACAGGUUACUUGAAUGGUGGACUAGGAAAGUGUUCGGACGGAGGUGCCGUCAAGAGCUGAGCGAUGCAGCGAAGGCCAACAUGUCAGUAAAUUCCCUCGCAAGGCAAAGGGCAAUGCGUGAUGAUGCUGCCUUCGAUUCACCCUAA
This is a messenger RNA of Suillus clintonianus, 1209 nucleotides long. RefSeq lists its product as uncharacterized. Lineage: Eukaryota; Fungi; Basidiomycota; Agaricomycetes; Boletales; Suillaceae. The record is from RefSeq and is a predicted model, not a curated record. The coding region runs from base 1 to 1209 and encodes 402 amino acids. The transcript is spliced from 8 exons.